AUGUCUAUGAGAACUCUCCCCCUGGUGUUCAUUAAUCUUGGAGGAGAGAUGCUUUACAUACUGGACCAACGCCUGCGAGCUCAGAACACGUCUGAGGACAAUUCAGAGAAAGGAGUGUGGUCAGAAAAUGACAGAAAAAGAGUAAUGAACGACAUCGUUGGGACCAUGUUUAGUAAACCCUUUAUGGACGAACUUCUCAAACCUCAGCAGCUCUAUUCUCACAGGACGCUGAAAACAGUUUUAACUCGCUUAGCACACGCCUCCAUCAUGAGGCUGAACCCGGCCAGCAUGGAGAGGCUUUACGAGCUGAUGGUCAUGGCGUUCAAAUACCAAGUCUUUCUUUGUCCGCGGCCAAAAGACGUGCUGCUCAUCUCGUACAAUCACAUAGACACCAUCAGGGAGUUCGUAAAGGACACUCCUGUGGUUGUGAACCAAGUGGACGAGACACAUAGGAAGAUCAUCGAGGUAUACUCAACUUUAUCAGAGGGUGAAUUCCAGCUUCUCAGACAGACGCUGCUCAUAUUUUUUCAAGACAUGCAUGUUCGCGUCUCACUUUUCCUCAAGAAUCAAGUCCAGAAUCCCAACGGACGAUUUGCCCUGUCGACCUCAGGCCCAGUGCCUCAUGGGAUUGAUGUUCCUGGAUUGAUUAGGACGUUUGACGGUAAGGGCAGAGAAGUGAGACGAAGUGAGUUCCCCACCGGAGGAAGUUACAGCAGCCCCAUCAGAGAGGGAUGCUUUGAACUGCAUGGAGACAGAGUCAUCAGACUGGGCAUGAACAUGUACAAUGUGAACCACCCAGAGGAGACACACACAUCGAAGGCUCCCUCUGUUAAGGUAACAGAUGACACUCCCAACCUGCUGGCCAAGGAGGAGCUGAACCUUCUGGCUCGUCUGAUGGGCGGCAUGAAGGCUGAGAACAAGCCCAAAGCUGAAACUGGCUUUCGGAUCAACCUGUUUACUACAGAUCAAGAGGAGGAGGAGGCGGGAGCUUCAUGUGGAGCUGAGGAGUCCUUGUUUGGAGUGAUAAAUAUUCAAGCGAUGCAGGAUGAACAGGCUGCGACUGAGCUGGCUCGGAUCGCCGGACAGUUUUCAGAACAACAGGAACAGCCUGAAAACCCCAGCGGUAACAAAGGAGACGACCUGCUGGCCAUGAUGGAUGACCUCUGACCCUUAUCCGUCUCUUCAUUUUCAUUAAAUCAAUCGUGGUCACUUAAGUCGGUGAUGAAAUUUAAGAUGUUUUCAUGAGAUUUAUUGUUUUAACUUUAUGGCCUAAAUGACUGAUGCCAGCAUCACACAUUUCAGGUACAAUCACAUUUUGUGUUAAUAUGAACCUCACAUCAUCUCUCACUGUGAGUUUGUGUUUAAUCUGUAAAAUAUGCAGUUGUUAGUGUAUUCUACACAUGGUGCUUUAACAAUUAAGUAACGUAGAGCGCAGGAUCAAGGUCUUUUAACACCUAUGCAUGAUAUGAAGAAUAUUUUAUUUUAAAUUACUAGCACUGCAGCAAAAAAACAC
Molecule: messenger RNA, 1513 nt
Organism: Toxotes jaculatrix (banded archerfish)
Lineage: Eukaryota; Metazoa; Chordata; Actinopteri; Toxotidae
Gene: oscp1a
Product: organic solute carrier partner 1a
Exons: 11
Coding region: 1-1167 (388 amino acids)
Biological process (GO): transport
Cellular component (GO): plasma membrane; cytoplasm
Source: RefSeq, a predicted model, not a curated record